GAGAGUCAUAGAAUCAAAUCGAAGGGUGUAGCCGCCACCGCAUGUUGUUGUCUUCUUCCUUUCCAUGUCCAUGCGGCUUGUUCCUUUGAGCCUUCCCUUCAAAUCCAAGCACAAAACCAAACACGGCUUAACCUUUGCAACCACUGCACUCGCCCACUCUGAUUCCGAUUCUCCCUCUCUCUCUCCCACCCAUUUCACCAAACUUCAACAAUCUUCAUCUUUCACACACCUAACCACCUUCAACGUCCUUCAAACUCUUCACCACUUGCACAACCACCCUUCUCUUGCACUCUCCUUCUUCACCCAACUCCAACAGCGUGGCUUUCCUCACACCAUCUCCACCUACGCUGCAAUCAUCAGAAUCCUCUGUUUCUGGGGUUUGGAUAGAAGGUUGGAUUCUCUCUUCCUUCACCUUAUUUCUCUCUCCAAACAACACCCUUCUUUUCAAGUUUAUGACUUGUUUGAAGAACUCUUGGUGGGGCUUAAUGGGAACAACCAUCAAAGUCAACACUACUUGCUUAGAGCUUAUGAUAGUUUUGUUAAAACUUGUGUUAGUCUUAACAUGUUUGAUGAGGCUAUUGAUUUCUUGUUCCAAACUAGGAGGCGUGGGAUUGUACCCCGUGUCUUUACAUGUAACUUUCUCUUCAACCGUUUGGUUGAGCAUGGUGAGGUGGAUAAAGCAUUGGCCAUUUAUGAGCAACUCAAGAGGUUUGGUUUGAUUCCCAAUGAUUACACCUAUGCCAUUCUCAUUAAGGCGCUUUGUAGGAAGGGUGAUUUGGAACAGCCACUUUGUGUGUUUGAAGAAAUGGAGAAAGUUGGAGUCACCCCUCAUUCCUAUUGCUAUGUUGCUUAUAUUGAGGGGCUAUGUAAUAAUCAUAAGUCUCAUUUGGGAUAUAAGGUGCUUCAAGCAUUCAAAAAGGGGAAUGCUCCUAUUGAGGUUUAUGCCUACGCGGCUGUUAUUCGUGGGUUUUGUAAUGAAAUGAAAUUAGAUGAGGCACAGAGUGUAUUCGAUGAUAUGGAAAGGGAUGGGGUGGUUCCUGAUGUGUAUGUUUAUUCUGCAUUGAUCCAUGGGUACUGUAAGACUCAUAAUCUGCAUAAAGCUAUGGCUUUGCACAAUGACAUGAUUUCGAGGGGUAUAAAAACAAAUUGUGUGAUUGUUAGCUACAUCCUUCAUUGUUUGGGUGAGAUGGGCAUGACUUUGGAAGUGGUAGAUCAGUUUAAAGAAUUGCAGGAAUCGGGCAUGUUUCUUGAUGGGGUAGCGUACAAUAUUGUGUUUGAUGCGCUAUGUAAGAUGGGUAAAGUGGAUGAUGCAAUAGAAAUGGUGGAAGACAUGAAAGGUAGGCGUAUCGUUUUAGAUAUUAAACACUACACGACCCUUAUCAGUGGGUACUGCCUUCAGGGUAAACUCAUUGAUGCCUUCAGCGUGUUUAAAGAAAUGAAGGAAGAGGGUUUUAAACCUGACAUUGUCACGUAUAAUGUAAUGGCUUCUGGGUUGGCUAGAAAUGGUCAUGCUUGUGAGGCAUUUAUGCUUUUGGAUUGUAUGGAGAAUGAAGGUGUGCAGCCAAACACUACUACACACAAGAAGAUCAUUGAAGGUUUAUGUUCAGGAGGAAAGGUUUUAGAAGCUGAGGCAUAUUUUAACUGUCUGGAAGGCAAGAAUGUUGAAAUCUAUUCUGCCAUGAUGAAUGGCUAUUGUGAAGCAGACCUUAUAGAAAAAUCCUAUGAACUUUUCCUUAAGCUGUCAAACCAAGGAGAUAUUGCAAAACAAAGUUCCUGUUUUAAGUUACUUAGCAAACUCUGUGUGGCAAAUGAAACUAACAAAGUCAUUGUGUUACUUGAGAAAAUGUUGCUGUUGAAUGUGGAACUUAGCAAUAUAAUGUGUUCUAAAGUAUUAGCUGCUUUGUGCCAGGCUGGGAAUAUGAAGAAAGCUCACUCUUUGUUUGAAAUUUUCAUUCAGAGAGGAUUCACCCCUAAUGUUGUAACUUACACAAUUAUGAUAAAUAGUUAUUGUAGGAUGAAUUGUUUGAAAGAGGCUCAUGACCUCUUCCAAGACAUGCAGAGGAGAGGGAUCAAACCUGAUGUCAUUACCUACACAGUUUUACUUGAUCAGAACUUAAAAGCAAAUUUAAGAAGACAUUUCUCUCAUUCACAUGGAAAAGGGAAGACAACACCAUUUGGUAUUUCCACCAUUUGGAGAGAUAUGAAGCAAAUGGAAAUAAGUCCGGAUGUUGUUAGUUACACUGUGUUGAUUGAUAAUCGCAUGAAGACAAAUAACUUCCAAGAAGCAAUUAGUCUCUUUGAUGAAAUGAUUGACAGAGGACUAGAACCAGAUACCGUAACAUACACUGCUAUGGUUUCUGGCUUCUGUAACAGAGGGAACAUUGAGAAAGCUGUUAUGCUUCUUAAUGAAAUGUCUUCUAAGGGAAUUCAACCAGGCUUGCAUAUCAUCUCGGCUUUAAAACGUGGUAUUGUGAAAGCUAGAAAAGUGCAAUUUCAGAAGUAGUUAAUCAGUUUAGACUGUUUGCACUUGGAUUUAUUCCAAUUUCUUAAUGCCUAAAGGUUAGAAUGAGAAGAGCUUUGCGAAUUGCAGAUUGGUUAAAUGUACAUAGCAACCUCUGGCUUUUAGGAGCACAACUAGAGACUCAAAAGCCAUUUGACAAUUCUAGCUAGCAGGAAGCUCAAUGUUGGGUACAAUUUUCAGUGUGGCACGACUUUUUUUGAAUGAUUUUACACAUGUUUGAAAAUGGAUCCCAGUGGUAAUUUAAUUUCAGUAGGUACACUGUCACUAUCACUGCCUUGAUGGUGGUAUUAAAUAUUGGGCCUACUGGUCUUUUGGUUUCCUGAUUGAUGAAAUAUGCUGAUAAUAUUGUAGAGGUAUCUCAUAUGGCCCUUACACUAUCUACAUACUUCAUGUACUUGUUCUAGAUCUUGGCAUUGAAAUGCUUCUUUAUGAAUAAUAUGUUUUUAAGAGACGAAAUAAUUGUAAUCUGACACUGAAACGAAGACUGAAGUAUGAUAUGAUAUGAUGCCUUCUUUUCUCCCCUAACAACCUUGUUUGCUUUCCUUAUGUUUAUUCUGUAACAAUGAUGAUGCAGCUGAAUACUAUCAUUUUUCUCUUAAACGUCAAGCCUACAUUGCAGCUUUUCUUGGACAUCAUUAUUGUAUGAUAUCUCUGCACACAUUUCCCCUCCUCCCCUAGCAAAUAUACUUGUAGAUACGCCAUUGACUGUGAAUCAGAUAAGGGUGACUCUUUAAAGUUUCUGUCAUUCCAUUGAUUGAAGAACACAUUCGUGAUGUUAUAUUGCUAUCUGAAUACAAUUAUUUGUGAAAGAGAGAAGUGGAGAUGAAACAAUAUACCCAAAUAUGAAGAACUUGAUCAUACUUCGGCUUUGUUUGACAUGCUGACCCAACGUAAAUCUAUCCUGUUUGCCUAGCCUUGGCUGCAUCGUGUGAUAUUGCGAAUUGCCAAAUUACUUGGGACAACGGAACCACCAUAUACCUGCUGGUUUGAAUGUGCUUCAUAUCAUGGAGUCUUGGACCUCAACUUCUCUUUAUGAUCAUAUGGAUUGAAGGUAGUCACAAAGGAACAGAUUAAGACGCGUUUCCUGCAUUGCAUUAUCAGCCAAUAUAGUGGCAAAGACCAGAGGGAUGGAAGAUUCCUUACAGACAACUCUACAGCCUGCACUGAGGGUAUCACCAUUGCCUUCCACAACGAUUGCAGUGAAUUCCAACCUAAACUUCAUGCUUCUACCCAACUACAGCCGGGAUUUUUUCUUGCUCCACUAGCUAACAUGGCUUGCCUCAUCUCAUUGGCUUCUACAGUCCGACCUGCAGCAACAUAGAUAUCCCGCAGGAGAAUAUAGUAUCCCGCUUCAUCUGGUUUCAACUCCAACAAUUUCUUUAUAACCUUUUCCCCCAUGUCAACAUCACCGUGAAUCCUGCAAGCUCCAAGUAGUGCUCCCCAAACAACAUCAUUGCUUGGAAUUGGAAUAUUUGUAAGCAGAUCAUAAGCCUCCUGUAAUCGCCCUGAACGUCCCAACAUAUCUACCAUGGCACCAUAAUGCUCAAUCCUGGGUUCAAUCCCAUAGUCCCUUUCCAUGCUCUCAAACAAUCUAAUUCCCUCAUCCACCAACCCCUUAUGCGCAUAUGCAACCAGAAGCGCUAGAAUCGUCACCGAAUCAGGCACAACCCCAUAACGAAUCAUCCAUUCAAACAACCCAAAUGCAUCAUCAGCAUUUCCAUGGUUUGCACACACCGUCAUCAUCGUAUUCCAUGUGAUCAAGCUCCUCCUCGUCAUCCCAUCAAACACACGCCAUGCCUGCGCCAAGCAUCCACACUUCCCAUACAUGUCAAUGAGAGCAUUGCAAAGCGCAACCAUCCACCCAAACCCAUUCUCGUCCACAAACCGGUGAACCAUCCCACCCGUUUCCACGUCUCCCAAACUCGCACAAGCUGAGACCACACUCACCAAGGUAACUUCAUCCGGCCACACCCCGGCACGCCUCAUCUCUCCAAACAACUCCAGCGCCUCUCUGGGCUGCCUUGCACGUGAAUACCCUGACAACAUAGCAGUCCAGGAAACCACAUCCCUUUGAGGCAUUUCAUCAAACACCCUGCGGGCAACGUCCAACUCACCAGCUUUUACGUGCGCAACAAGUAACCCCGACCAAGACACAACAUCAACAUCCAAACCCAGUAGCAAAAGAUCCUCAAAAACCCUACGGGCCAAAAGGGUCACUCCCCAACAGGCAUACAAAUGUAUCAACGCGUUCUGCACGUGUAAGUGGCGACAAAAUCCGAACUUCAAAACGGCGCCGUGUAUGUCACUAUGGUGGGUCAAAGGGGUGGUCCUCGAUCGCGACUUGAGCAAGAAGGUGAAGGAAUAGUGAUCUGGGGCAACGUCGUUUUGCCUCAUGAGGUUAAAGAAGAGGGAAGACAGAGAAGGGGUGGCGGAUUGGGAGUGAGCGCGAAUGAGAGUGUUGUAGAAGAAGGUGGUUGGGUGGGGCAUUUGAUCGAACAUGCGGUGGGCGUAGGGUAAGUCGCCUAAGGGGGACACGGCGGCGAAGCGGAAGAGCUUGCCGAGGACCACCGCGUGUUGGUGGAGGCACGCGCGCAAUGCGUGAGCGUGGAGGAGCUUGAGGUCUCGCAUGCAACUGCACUUCUCUGCCAUGUUAACGAGUGUUGAUGCCACAGUGGCGGUUCCCAUUUUUGUUGCAACGCAAUGCUACUCAGACAAGUCAUAAGCUUAUCAUCAGAAUGACCCAGAAAAAGAUUGAUCGGGAAAAUAGUGAGUUUGAGUUUGUGUUCUGUUAAAAAGAAAUUUUGAUUGUAACAUCGCAAGUUCAAACCUGGAUCUGCUUCAGUAUUACUCACAUUUAAAAUGACUACCUUGCCCUU
Messenger RNA from Abrus precatorius (Indian licorice), 5397 nucleotides. RefSeq names its product pentatricopeptide repeat-containing protein At2g26790, mitochondrial-like. Lineage: Eukaryota; Viridiplantae; Streptophyta; Magnoliopsida; Fabales; Fabaceae. Bases 65 to 2503 code for a protein of 812 amino acids. Gene Ontology annotation, molecular function: protein binding. The transcript has 8 exons. The record is from RefSeq and is a predicted model, not a curated record.